GCUCAGCUCACACACUCAUCAUCAGUCAUCUUUGCUCACUUUGCUCGAGCGCUUCCCUUCCGACCCUGAGCUCUGCCAUCGCAUCGUUAGAGAGACGCAGAGCGAAACACAUGGCGGCUCAGGGAAGGGGCAGUGCUGCUCGUGGCAGCAGCGGCGGCGCCGCCGCGGUGGCCCUGGUCCUCCUCUGCGUGCUCCUCCACGGCGAGGUCGCCGAGUCGGCGGUGUACACCGUCGGCGACCGCGGCGGCUGGAGCUUCAACACCGCCAGCUGGCCCAGCGGCAAGCGCUUCCGCGCCGGCGACGUGCUCGUGUUCAAGUACAGCCCGAAGGCGCACAACGUGGUGCCCGUGAGCGCGGCCGGGUACAGCUCGUGCGCCGCGCCCAGGGGCGCCAGGGCGCUCACCUCCGGUAACGACCGCGUCACGCUGAAGCGCGGCGCCAACUACUUCAUCUGCAGCUUUCCCGGCCACUGCCAGGCCGGCAUGAAGGUCGCCGUCACCGCCGCGUGAGGCCCGGCCGGCCGCCGCCAACGGCGCUGCUUAUAGCUUAUUAAUUUUCCCCUUCAGAAAAAAAGAGAGAAUAAUAAAGCGCUGUAACUAAUUACUCCGUUUGGUGUCAUACCGUGUCGUCGGCGGCUCGUCGCGCACGUAAGUACGUCUCGGUGCGUGCGUGUUGCUAGUUGGCACGUUGGCACUGCAGAGAGGGACACACAUUGGAGCAAUGUACUAGCGUCUGUGUUGACGCGAGCGAGUUUAUACGGCUGCGUUUGUCUGCGCUGCAUCGAUGACGUACAAUACAACUUUGGCAAUUCAAUAAUCAAUACGGUGUCUUGUGUUGUGUAUC
Molecule: messenger RNA, 843 nt
Organism: Panicum virgatum (switchgrass)
Lineage: Eukaryota; Viridiplantae; Streptophyta; Magnoliopsida; Poales; Poaceae
Product: basic blue protein-like
Exons: 2
Coding region: 111-509 (132 amino acids)
Cellular component (GO): plasma membrane
Molecular function (GO): electron transfer activity
Source: RefSeq, a predicted model, not a curated record